AUGCCACGUCGUUCAAGCACCACAGACGAUGAUGAAGUUAAACGACGAGCUUUACGACGUCCGUAUACGGUGAAAUACGGGCCGUAUACGGCCCGUAUUCUGCCGUAUACGACGGUAAAUCGCCGUAUUUGGCCGUAUUACAUGGCUCCGUAUUACGAUCGNCCAGGACGAGCUUUACGACGUCCGUAUACGGUGAAAUACGGGCCGUAUACGGCCCGUAUUCUGCCGUAUACGACGGUAAAUCGCCGUAUUUGGCCGUAUUACAUGGCUCCAUAUUACGAUCGUAAAUCUCCGUGUCGUAAUACGGUGAAAUACGAUCAAAAACGACCGUACAGUGCCGUAUUUCGCCGUAUACGGCACGGAGAUUUACGAUCGUAA
Messenger RNA from Rotaria socialis, 378 nucleotides. Lineage: Eukaryota; Metazoa; Rotifera; Eurotatoria; Philodinida; Philodinidae. The record is from the annotation of a GenBank genome assembly.